This is a messenger RNA of Amphiprion ocellaris (clown anemonefish), 3915 nucleotides long. RefSeq lists its product as uncharacterized. The record is from RefSeq and is a predicted model, not a curated record. The coding region runs from base 539 to 2914 and encodes 791 amino acids. The transcript has 12 exons. NCBI's taxonomy places the organism in Eukaryota, Metazoa, Chordata, Actinopteri, Pomacentridae.
AGUCAUACGCUGCCAAACUAGAAGCAGGCUGUCGGUAUAUGUGUGUGUUCACGUCACAGAUUUCCGAACAUAAAGAGGCUGACAGCAACUUUCUAACGGUAACACUAAUUUUGUUGGCAGCGUCUUUAGCUUGUUACGUUUUUUUUUUUUUUUUAUCAUUAGUUAGCUAAACGUGUUUGAAUUGUUGGUUGUGGUUACUUGGCGAAAACUUCGUGAAUUAACUAAUGUCCAUAUUGAGACAGGUGUGUUGAAGAAGUCAGCGUAGGAAAGCUAGUGUUACAUUUGAGGUUAGUUAAUAACGAGCUACGUUUUUUUUAGCCAGUUUUAGCUGCGUAGCUUGAAUUAACGGUAGUUAACGUCUGCUAAAGUUAGCAUAAACUAGUUAGCUUCCGCACUGAAGAAGUGGUGUCGUUCUGCUCGACUGACUUUCCCACCACGAGGCAUCUGGACCGGAGCACACUUGCGCCUUCUUUAGGAAUACUCAUAAUUACUUCAACUCCAACUUCUGUAUACAGGUGGUGUUUUCUACAACAGCAGCAUGCCGCCAGGAGUUUCAAACAAGAGCCAGCUGUUAGAAUCUCUGAAGGAUUAUCUAAACAACAAGAACAGACUACAACCCAUUAUUGGCUUGGGCAGCAUAAUAGAAUGUGUGAAAGUGGGUCCACAGAACAGAGACUCAUUUUACUUGUGUGAGGUGUGCAUCUGUCAACUAAAUAAAGCCGACAUGCGGAACCACAUAUUGGGAAGUCUCCACAGAUUCAACUACAUUAAAACCUGGCAUCCGUACUUACUGUCUGAAUGGCAGGAGAACUCUGAUCUGUCUAAGCUGGCCUGGCCCCUGAUGGAGAAAGCCAAGGUGCUUGAGAGAAAAGAGGGACCAGGACAUGUCCAGUUAUUAGAGGUAGAAGAUGCUGUAUACCAGAGGAUGGCAACACACAGAGAAAAAGACGCUGUAGCUCUGAUAAAUUCCUUAAAGAAUAGACAGAGUGAGCCUGAGUCUACGUCUUUGCACUAUCCCGUCCAAUCACAGAGGACGGUAUUGCUUGCACAGUCCCAACGGGGAAUGUCCAAGAAAUCCCUCAAGGCUGACAAGAAAUCAUACAAGACCGCACAGUCAGAACAAAAGUCUCUGCCCAUGAUGCAAGCAAAACCCCCUGUCAAGCCAGAAGUCUGGAUAGAAAACAUCUCAACAUCCCAGCUGAACGAUACUCAGACAUCACCUGAAUCAAUUUCAGAGAAAAGCAGGAACUUUCUUGAUGACUACACAGGAACCAAGCCUCUUAUAGGCCUUUCCUGUGUGGUUGAGUAUAGAAGUGAGGAUGGCUGCUCAUACUGUUUCUUAUGUCACUGCUGCCGCAUCAAAUCGGACAAAAAGGAUGUCACUGUUCACCUGACCAGCUCUUCCCAUCUCCUCAACUACUUGAUGGAAUCUUGUCCAGAGCAAGUGGUGGGAAUGACUGCAGAUAUCAGAGAUGACCAUCAGCUUCUCUGUUCACUGGCCAUGAAAGUGGAGCAAAAGGAAGGCAGAGGAGAGCUGAAGGUAGUAAAUGCACCAGAAUCCUUCUGUAUGCAACUUAUUGGCAAAAGUUACCACUGGUGUAUAAAGAUGCUGAGUAGUGGAUGGACACAUGCUAACAUCCAGAAAAAGAGAGCAGGUGUCAGAGGGUCAACUGUGAAUAAAACCUCAGGUCGGGAUGUGUCUGAGAAAUACCAUGCAGUGCUGCCAAAACGGGCAAAAAGACAAACAACAAAGACGAAAAACAGGAAGAUGCCCAAUACUGUGUUCAGCGUAAGCCUGCCUCUUACCAAAGGUUCAAUUCUGCUGGAGAGGUCGUCUUUCAGCAUGGACAGCCUCCCUGUGUGUUUUGCAUCACCUUCAUCUGAUGAGUACCUCCGUCUCUCUCCAGAGUCUCAGAUAAUGGGCUCUGAAUUUUAUGACUGUGAUAAUGGAUCAUUUGAGGUUAACGAUGUUGAAUGUCCCACAAUGUGCAAAACCUCACAACUACAACAAAAUCACUAUGGUGGAGAUGCAAAUGCUGGCCAAUACAUACCAGAAAAACCCUUAUCCGUCACUCUGUUGCAAGAUGCAGAAGGAUACGCCAAUAAUGGUGUAUACGUCCUCCAGUCAGAGGAUGUAACUGGGGCAAAAGACGAUGAGAUGUAUGGGGAAGGGGCUUACAACAGACAGCAUGGUUCUCAAGAAAGUUCGAGUCAGACGUUCUUUAAAAAGUCAAGAAAUGAGAACCGCCAGACGCACAAUGGACUGUUGCCUGCUGUGUCCCACACUAUGACCUGGCCACCGUAUCACUCUUCCUACAGGCAAGAGGUGGGUGGCGCUGAGCAGUGGCACAAUUCAACUUCACAGAGUCAAGCUGGAACAAGAGUGGAAGGCUUUGGAGAAGAGAACCACAAGGACAUGAGCUUUGAUGCUCUUCAACAUUAUUACCGACAACACCAGUACACGACAGCAGACACAGGUCUUCAUUACAACACAGCUCCUGUGACGGGCAGUGUGGGGCAUCACUAUCUGUCUGGUGAGCCGGUUGCUUAUUCAAACGCCGCCCAGACAAACCUGCAGACUCCCUUAGGAGAUUGUCUCGCAUACAACGGCAGCAUUCCAUCACAGGCUGGAGUACAGUUUCCUGACAGUAAGCCGAGAUCAUCACAAACGUACACGGAGUUCACCACCGAGCAUUUCCAGACAGCUGCACAAAGCUACACACAGUCUACAGCCUAUCAGGCCUAUCAAUCUGGCCAAGUAGACCAGGGGUUGACAUCUAACCACAGCACUGGAACCUGGACAAACCCUGACCCGCAUUAUGCUUAUCCAGCCAGCAUCUGUGGUGGUGCUGGGGUCCAGUGCUAUCAUCCAACCUGGCCAAGCUCUGUGUUACGGGGCCCUCUCAGAUCUUAAUAUCACAGCUACUGCUUUGUGUAGAUGGAAAACCUCCAAUUAUGAUGACUUGUCCCAGUUUCAGUUUCACAAUAUUUACCAUAUUUGGCUGAGACUUAAUUUCUACACAAAUAACUGACAUCCUUGUUUAGUCACACUUGUAUUGUCCUGUGUGGGAUGGGGUGGAACUGUGGCAUUUUUGAUGUUUAUCUACAGUAACAGUAUUUUGUUUCUGUCAUAAAGGGAGUCUCCUAAUGGUGGGAUGUUUUUGCAUCGUCUGGAAUCAGUAUUCAGAUUUGUCCUGUUUGACUUUACAUUUCAACAGUGUUUUCUAACAUACAUCUUUUAUAUGCAGCAGACAGCAAUUUUGCAUUUUCAGUCAGAUGAAAUCUAAAACCACAUUAGAUUUUGGUCUAAUGAACUGAAAUGAGCACAGACAGUACAACAUCUCCUUGGAUGUGCUUGGAAAUACAGGUGGGAAUAGAAGGGAAUGUUCAGCUGUUGUAUCGUGAGUACAUAAAAACAAAUGCUUUUUGAUUUUUGAAUUAAGUAUGUCUCUUAUUUCCAUAUAUUAGAAUUGUAUUGGUGACUCAAGCCAACGGAACAGUAAUGGAUAAUUUGAGAAUUUAAAGUCAAUAGUGGAAUUUAUUCAUGUUUCUAUGUUUUACAAGUAAUUGAGAAGAAUGAUCAUUAAUAUUUACCAUCAGACUUUGCACUGUACAGCAGCUGACAGUUUUUUUCAGUUUUUUAAAAAAUUGUCUUAGUUUAGAGAGCAGCAAUGGGAUCAUAUGCUGAACUACGAACUUUCCUACUUUUUUUUUCUUUUGCGCUAUUAUGCUGAUAUGACAUAUGCAUUUAUUUUGUAUAGGCUGUGCCUGAAGAACUCCAAAGAAUUUACUGUCAUUACAUUUAUAAUAUGUUGGGCACGGUUUAUGCUUGAAUGGAUUCAUUCCUCUUUUUUAAAAUGUUUGAAUGUGCUAUUUUGCUAAUUAUUAUGGAAUAAAGCACUGCUGAGGUUCCGA